CGUGUGUAUUUUUUUUUGUCACAGAGAAGUGUGAUUGAAGGUGUGUGUGUCAGUCUAGACCAGAACCGACUGCGAGUCUAAGUAUCCACCGGUUUUGUUUAGUGUCAUUUUUUUUUGUCCCACCGUUAUGCUAAAAUAGCGCUCUUUUCCAGUUACAAGUUAUCUUAGUUCGUAAGUUAAGUUAGUGGAAUACUGAACUGAAACAGCAAGGAGGAGAAGAAAUAACUGUUUGGAAUCUGUAAUAUGAAAAAAGACGAGGCUGAAGAAUUAGGUUUUGUCCCUCAAAAAGAUAUCGUAUAUAACAAGCUCCUUCCAUACGCGGACAAGUUAGACAGCGAGUCCAAUGACAUCUUGUGUAAAAUCAAAGGCAAUCUUGCCCGGGCGGUGCAGCUCAGGGAGUUAUGGCCUGGAGUCCUCUUCUGGACCCGCAAACUUUCCACGUACAUGCGGCUGUAUGGAAGAAAGUUCAGCAAAGAGGACCAUGUGCUGUUUAUUAAGCUGCUGUACGAGCUGGUCACCAUUCCCAAACUGGAGAUCAGUAUGAUGCAGGGAUUUGCACGUCUCCUUGUCAACCUUCUGAAGAAGAAGGAGCUGCUCUCACGGGAAGACCUGGAACUGCCCUGGAGGCCUCUUUAUGAGCUGCAGGAGCGCAUUCUGUACUCCAAGACUGAACACCUUGGCCUCAACUGGUUCCCCAACUCUGUGGAGAACGUGCUGAAAACACUUGUGAAAAGCUGCAGACCAUAUUUCCCAGCAUCCUCCACACAAGAGAUGCUGGACGAAUGGCGACCGCUGCUCUGCCCCUUUGACGUCACCAUGCAGAGAGCCGUUGGUUACUUUGAGCUCUUCUUGCCCACCACUCUCCCCCCAGAGCUGCACCACCAGGGCUUUCACCUGUGGUUCAAGGAGCUAAUGAACCUGUGGGUGUCGGUCCAGAACCUUCCUGGGUGGGAAGUGCAUUUGGUGAACCUGUUUGCUCGCCUCGCCAAUGACAACAUUGGUUACAUCGACUGGGACCCUUAUAUACCUAAGAUAUUUACUAGAAUCUUGCGUAGUUUGAAUCUCCCAGUUGGAACCAAUCAGAUGCUGGUCCCGAGGUACCUGACGAAUGCCUACGACAUUGGCCAUGUGGUCAUCUGGAUCUCUUCCCUUCUGGGAGGACCCAGCAAGCAAGCCCAGAAACAGCUGAGUGGUCUUUUUAACAGCAUCGCCUCCUUCUUGCAUCCCUCCAACCACGGCCGCUGGCUGAUGAAACUGAUGAAGCUCCUUCAGCGUCUCCCGGCUAGUGUGGUGCGGCGACUGCACCGCGAGCGCUACAGGAAACCCACAUGGCUGACCCCCGUGCCGGAGAUUCAUAAGCUUACUGAGCAGGAUAUCACAGACUUUGUGGAGAGCAUGAUGCAACCAGUCCUGUUGGCCAUGUUCAGCAAGACGGGUAGCCUGGAUGCUGCCCAGGCCCUACAGAACCUAGCGCUGAUGCGUCCAGAGCUGGUCAUACCACCAGUUUUGGAGAAGACAUACCCUGCCAUGGAGACUCUAACAGAGCCCCACCAGUUAACAGCAACCCUUAGCUGCAUGAUUGGUGUUGCACGGAGCCUGGUCUCUGGAGGAUCUCGCUACCCUGAGGGGCCCACGCACAUGAUGCCGCUCCUCAUGAGGGCACUGCCUGGGGUCGACCCCAACGACUUCAGCAAGUGCAUGAUAACUUUCCAGUUCAUUGCUACAUUUUCUACUCUUGUGCCUUUGAUCGACUGUUCAUCUGCUGUUCAUGAAAGAAACGACCUUACAGAAGUGGAGCGUGAGUUGUGUUCUGCCUCAGCAGAGUUUGAAGACUUUGUUCUGCAGUUCAUGGACAGGUGCUUUGCACUGAUUGACAGCAGUACUCUGGAACAGACCCGGGAGGAGACGGAGACGGAGAAGAUGACCCACCUGGAGAGCCUUGUGGAGCUGGGCCUUUCCUCUACCUUCAGCACCAUUUUAACACAGUGUUCCAUGGACAUCUUUAAGGUAGCUCUGGAGAAGGUCUUUAACUUUGCCACGACAAACAUCUUUGAGACGCGCGUGGCUGGCCGAAUGGUGGCUGACAUGUGCAGAGCUGCUGCCAAAUGUCACCCCACACAAUCUUUGAAACUUUUUGUGCCACAUUGUUCUAACGCCAUAACCCAGAUCACAGCCAAUGAGGAUGUGCUUGGUGAAGAGGAGUUGGACAAGGAACUGCUUUGGAACCUCCAGCUACUCUCAGAGGUGACCCGUGUGGAUGGAGACAAGCUACUGCCCUAUUCGACACAGCUGGUGCAGAUUCUACAACUCACUCUGCACCUCAAGUGUAAGCAGGGCUACGGCCUGGCCUGCAACCUGCUGCACCACAUCCUACGCUCCACAGCCCUCACCUACCCCACUGACUAUUGUAGUGUUCCUGGGGGCUUCCAUCAGCCCUUCAAGGGCUACCUUCCCAUCAAGGACUGGGGUCGGCCAGGGGACCUGAUGGACCUACAGAUCCAGUGGCAUGUACCUAGUGCAGAGGAGGUCACCUUUGUGUUCUAUGUGCUGGACCUGCUUCUGCAACCUGAACUCCAACGCCUGCAAAGUCAUGCGCAGGGAGAGCAGAACAUGAGCAGGGAUGACGUCUUACAGAGCCUGUGUAUCGUGCAGCACUGCCUGUUGGGAGCUGGGAGUAUGCUCCCUCCUCUGCAGGGGGAUCCUGUCCCUGACCUGGUACACAGUAUGGUGAGCCUGGAGGAGACAACUCUGCACACUGGUGUGGAAUAUGACUACACCAGGGAGAACUACCGAGAGGCCGUCUACAAAGUGAUGCGGCAACUGCUUCAUCACAUUCUGGAGAACUCUGAGGAUGACACAAAGUCUCUUUUCUCCAUCAUCAAGAUCAUCAGCGACCUGCUGCACUUUAAGGGCUCCCACAAAAACGAGUUUGACUCCCGAUGGAAGAGCUUCAACCUGGUGAAGAAGUCGAUGGAGAACCGGCUCCAUGGCAGGAAACAGCAUAUUAGAGCACUGCUUAUUGACAGAGUGAUGCUGCAGCACGAGCUUCGGAAUUUGACUGUGGAAGGCUGCCUGUACAAGACGGUUCACCAGGACCUGCUUAGAGAUUUGCUCCGACUCUCCACCAGCACUUACAGCCAGGUGCGGAGCAAAGCACAGAGUGUGCUCUUCACAGCAUUAGGGACUUACAACUUCUGCUGCAGGGAUCUGAUUCCCCACGUGCUGGAGUUCCUGGAGCCAGGCCGCAGUGACGUCACACAGCAGCAGUUCAAAGGUGCCUUGUACUGUCUCCUGGGCAACCACAGCGGGGUGUGCUUAGCUAACCUGCAUGACUGGGAAUGCAUCGCACAAACCUGGCCUGCCAUUGUUCGCUCCGGCCUCAGCAGAGCCAUGUCCCUGGAGAAGCCGUCCAUUGUGCGCCUGUUCGACGACCUUGCCGACAAGAUCCAUCGCCAGUAUGAGACCAUUGGCCUUGACUUCACUGUGCCGGAGAGCUGCUUGGUACUGGGGCUGGAGAUGAUGAAGUCCGGGUACCCAACCCCAGCUGAGCCCAUGCCAACUGCUGAAGUGGUGGAAGAGGGCAUCCAGCGACAACAGGCCAAGAACCUUGACGCAGUUCAAAAGUACGAGAAGCUUGUAAGCGAUCUGCUAGAUUGUCUCAGUGGUAGAAACUUGCCCUGGAAAUUUGAGCACAUCACCAUUGGGUUUCUGUCCUUGCUGCUUCGGGAUGAUCACCCACUCCCCACUCAGGCGGUACUCUUCUUUGUGAAGAGCCUCAACCAUGAUGCGCUAAUCGUCCGCAAGGUGGCAAUCUCUGCAGUUGCUGGUAUCUUGAAGCAACUGAAGAGAGCACACAAGAAAGUUCCCGUCGAUCCCUUUGACCUCACUGGCUUCACAAAUUCAGGGGAGCUCGUUGCUGGUGACAGGCCCGAUAACCGGUGGCUUCAGUACAACAGCAUUUGUCUGCCUCGCACACAGGAGGACUGGGACCGCUGCCACUUUGUGGAGAAGACGCACUGGGGUUACUACAGCUGGCCUCGGAAGCUAAUGUUGUACGCCCCUUUGUCAGAGCAGCCCAAACAGUGCAUGACAAGGGAGGAGAUGACAGAGAGGGAGCAGAUAAUCUACGACCACUUCUCCGACCCCAUUUUCAUCAAUCAGCUAAUUGAGUUCUUGUCCCUGGAAGACCGCAAGGGCAAAGAUAAGUUCAGCCCACGCAGGUUCUGCCUCUUUAAGGGGCUGUUCCGGAACUUUCAUGACAGCUUCCUGCCCUUGCUGCAGCCCCACAUGGAGCGACUGGUGGCUGACUCUCACGAGAGCACGCAGCGAUGUGUGGCCGAGAUCAUUGCAGGCCUCAUCCGUGGCUGCAAGCACUGGAGCUUCAGCAAGGUUGAAUCUCUCUGGAAGCUGCUCUGCCCUCUGCUCCGCACGGCACUCUCCAAUAUCACAGUGGAGACCUAUGCGGACUGGGGCACCUGUAUUGCCACAGCUUGUGAGAGCAGAGACCCCAGGAAGCUCCACUGGCUAUUUGAGAUGCUAAUGGAAUCACCGGUUAAUGGGGAGGGGGGCUCCUUUGUAGAUGCCUGUCGCCUGUAUGUGCUGCAGGGUGGGCUGGCCCAGCAGGAGUGGAGGGUCCCAGAGCUUCUUCACCGGCUGCUAGAGUAUCUGGAACCCAAGCUCACACAGGUGUACAAGAAUGUACGUGAGCGCAUUGGCAGUGUGCUGACUUAUAUCUUCAUGAUUGAUGUCAACCUGCCUCACACACGGCCCACAGCAUCGCCACGUAUUGCCGAAUUCACUGAGCGUGUUCUGGCCCGCCUGAAGCCCCUGAUGGAGGGGGAGGAGGAGAUCCAGAACCACGUGGUGGAGGACAAUGGGGUCGGAGAGCAAGAUGAGCGCACUCAGGCCAUCAAGCUGCUGAAGACCGUACUCAAGUGGCUCAUGGCCAGCGCAGGACGUUCUUUCUCUACUGCUGUACCAGAGCAACUAAAGCUCUUGCCUCUGCUCUUCAAGAUCGCCCCAGUGGAGAAUGACGAUAGCUACGAUGAGCUAAAGAGAGAUGCCAAGACCUGUCUCUCUCUGAUGUCCCAGGGCCUCCUCUAUCCAGAGCAGAUCCCCCAGGUCCUACAGAUGCUUCAGGAGAUUGCAGGCAGCAGCUCCUGGCAUGCGCGCUACACUGUGCUCACGUACCUGCAGAUCAUGGUGUUCUACAACCUCUUUACCUUCCUGAGUGAUGAGCAAGCGGUCCAGGACGUGCAGGCGCUGGUCAUCAGGCUACUGGAGGACGAGCAGCUGGAGGUACGCGAGAUGGCAGCUACCACCCUCAGUGGCUUCCUGCAGUGCAACUUCCUGUCAAUGGAUGCCCCCAUGCAGGCUCACUUUGAGGCUCUGUGUAAAACACGGCUGCCCAAGAGGGGGAAGAGGAGGGAUCUCGGCUCUGCGGUGGACACCAUCCCUUCAGCAGACCUGGUCCGCCGACAUGCUGGGGUCCUAGGCCUUAGCGCUUGCAUCCUCUCCAGCCCCUAUGACGUUCCUACCUGGAUGCCACAGCUGCUGAUGGACCUGAGCGCCCAUCUCAAUGACACUCAGCCCAUCGAGAUGACGGUGAAGAAGACCUUGUCCAACUUCCGCCGCACUCACCAUGACAACUGGCAGGAGCACAAGCAGCAGUUCACUGAUGAUCAGCUGCUUGUGCUCACAGACCUGCUGGUCUCACCCUGUUACUAUGCCUAGAGGAGGACAAAGCAUGACCCUUCAGUAAGGACUGCUUUAUUUGUCUGGAAGGAGAAAUAAUAUGCACUCAGAAGAUUUCUACAUUCUUUCUCACAGUGUGUGGAUCCUCCCUUGACAAAAGUCAUACAAACUAAACCUGCACCUGAGUUGAGAAGAAAUGUCAAAUUACCCAGCCAGGAGGAUUCAAAAGAAAAGAAGGAAAAAAUCAAAAUGUACACUUGUUUAUGGCUUUAGCAUGAUUAUAACUUUCUAAUAUACUUAAUAUUUAAGGUAAACAAAAGCAGGAAUGAAUUGCCUGCAAUUUAUUAUUACUGUACAGGUUUUUUUUUUUUUUUUGCAUGAGUGUAUGCUGAGGAAUGCCUGUGAACUCCCUUCUCAUGACCCUGUGUACAAGCAUUGAACUUUGAACGUUGAUCCUCGUCCCCCAAGCAGACUCCAUCAUACAGAACUUGACCUUUACUGUGCCCUCAAAGUGAGGUGUUGUUCUCAGUGAACAUCAGCAUUAGUGCAUCAGGUGGAACCUGGUAGCUGCUGCUGUGCAACAGACAGAUCACAUGCCAUUGUAGCACUUUUUUUAAUUUAAAAAAAAAAAAAAACACUUACACACACAUUUACCUACACACAGUCACCUACACACAUUUGUGCUUAUUUUAUAUAGAUAUAAAUUAUACAUAAUGUACAUAUGUAAUAAUGUGUAUAUAUUACAUGUGUAUAUGCUAUAAAGACACAGAAGUAUCUAUUUAUUUUCUGAAGUGCUUUUUAUUACUUAGUUUUACUGGUACAGAUUUUGUUAGUGUGAGUAGGGCUCUUGUGUGCGUGCAGUGGGUUUGCCAGACUCUGUGCGUGUGUGUGUGUGUGUGUCAGCUGUGUUUCUCUUGGUGCAGUGUGGUAGAUACUAUGGCAUAGGACUGAGGAACCCCUCCUUCACAGUCCCUCUCUACCUUUCACACAUCUUCAUUGUUGUCAUUUUGAUCUGUUUUACUUGGAGAGGAGACUUUUUUUUUUUUUU
Scleropages formosus (Asian bonytongue) is the source of this 6742-nucleotide messenger RNA. It is a transcript of the gene psme4a, whose product is annotated as proteasome activator subunit 4a. The transcript has 47 exons. Gene Ontology annotation, molecular function: peptidase activator activity; proteasome binding. Lineage: Eukaryota; Metazoa; Chordata; Actinopteri; Osteoglossiformes; Osteoglossidae. Gene Ontology annotation, cellular component: nucleus; cytosol; spermatoproteasome complex. The record is from RefSeq and is a predicted model, not a curated record. Gene Ontology annotation, biological process: proteasomal ubiquitin-independent protein catabolic process. Bases 244 to 5733 code for a protein of 1829 amino acids.